This is a messenger RNA of Mytilus trossulus (common blue mussel), 1114 nucleotides long. RefSeq lists its product as uncharacterized. The coding region runs from base 1 to 1104 and encodes 367 amino acids. Lineage: Eukaryota; Metazoa; Mollusca; Bivalvia; Mytilida; Mytilidae. The record is from RefSeq and is a predicted model, not a curated record. The transcript is spliced from 4 exons.
AUGGAUGAUUUAUGGAAUCGUAGCUCCUCUGAUAGUGAUUCAGAUGAUAAUCAGAUAUAUGUUGCAACAGAUCCCAGAAAAGACAAGCAUUUUGAUCGUAAACAAGAAUUGCUGUGGAACUGCAAGGGAAAAGCCGGUAAGGUAGGACAAGGGAAACAACCACUGGUGAUUGCAGUCAUUGGACCUCCCGGAUGUGGAAAAUCGUCAUUUCUUAAUACCAUAUUUGCUGCUUUCAGCCAUGACUGUUGGACUGAAAACGCCAAACAUGGAGAAUUCGGUAGCAGAGAUAAGCAAGUAACAAAAAGACUGAAAAGUUUCACAAAGAAAGACUACUACACAGACAAUGAUGAAUAUCUUUUGCCAACGUUUCUUGAUAUGACAGGUUUUGAGGAUGAGGACACUCCUUUGAAUAAAGAACUUUUACGUAUUGUUUUUUGCGGAAAGCUGGGAGAAGACGAAGGACUUAAUGAAGUUAGAAAUUAUGGAGAACUCUAUGGUGUUAAUUCUGUCAAAGAAAAGUAUUUUGGGGAAAACUAUUUUGGUAUUUUUAAAAGACAAGACAGCAAGUUCUCGAAUCCUUUUUGGAAAUAUCUAGAUUUUUCAGUUAUUUUGAAUAGGGAAGAGUAUCUCCGAGUGAAUAGAAUUAUUGUUGUUUGUUCGGCAAAUCUAGACCAGCAAUUACCAGAAUAUUUGUUUGAAGCUGUCUCUGAUAUUACAAACAAAGAGAGGGAUAUUACGUUAUAUGGUGUACUCACACAAGCAGACAAAUAUAAAUCAAGAGAUCAAAGAGUUUUGAAGAGAGAAAGGGAAUUCAUGAGGGCGCUUGGAAUUCUAAAGAAUCGUUUUGCAAGAAUCAAGAAUUACUGUCCGGAUAUAGAUCCGAAUAUGACAUAUGAAGAUACCAUUAUUCCUUCCUUAGAUGUACCUGUAUUGCGGCUCAUGAGACAGGUUUUGACUGCAGAACGAACAGACCAGGACUUUACUCAUCGUAGGACUAAAAACGGAAAAUAUGUGCCUAAUUUGUCCAAAUUACCGUUUGUUACAUGUAUUAUAGUAUUUGUAUUUAUUGUAUUGUCUGUGUUAUUUCUCUUUAGAUUAAUUUGAAUAAAAUAAC